Messenger RNA from Condylura cristata (star-nosed mole), 6245 nucleotides. RefSeq names its product mannosidase, alpha, class 1A, member 2 (gene MAN1A2). Gene Ontology annotation, molecular function: mannosyl-oligosaccharide 1,2-alpha-mannosidase activity; calcium ion binding. The coding region runs from base 132 to 2057 and encodes 641 amino acids. NCBI's taxonomy places the organism in Eukaryota, Metazoa, Chordata, Mammalia, Eulipotyphla, Talpidae. Gene Ontology annotation, cellular component: endoplasmic reticulum; Golgi membrane; extracellular exosome. Gene Ontology annotation, biological process: carbohydrate metabolic process; N-glycan processing. The record is from RefSeq and is a predicted model, not a curated record. The transcript has 13 exons.
GAGCGCGAGCGGGGCCCGCCGAGGCGGAGGCUGCGUGUCCGCGCCGGCCGAGACUUUGGAGACUGUUGCGGGCGCUGCGCGUUUGGCCGAAGAUGAGAACUUUGUGAGGCGCCGGGCCCGCGAGCGAGACGAUGACCACCCCGGCCCUGCUGCCCCUGUCUGGACGGAGGAUCCCGCCUCUGACCCUGGGGCCGCCCUCCUUCCCGCACCACCGGGCCACCCUGCGACUCUCCGAGAAGUUUAUCCUGCUCCUCAUUCUAAGUGCCUUCAUCACCCUGUGUUUUGGGGCAUUCUUCUUCCUUCCAGACUCCUCCAAACACAAACGCUUUGACCUGGGUUUGGAGGACGUGUUAAUUCCUCACGUGGGUGCCAGCAAAGGGGCGAAACACCCCGGAGUCUUCUGGAUCCACGGGCCCGACGAGCAGAGACACAGGGAUGAAGAAGAGCGUUUGAGAAAUAAAAUUCGAGCUGAUCAUGAGAAGGCUCUGGAAGAAGCAAAAGAAAAAUUAAAAAAGUCGAGAGAGGAAAUCCGAGCAGAAAUUCAAACAGAGAAAAGUAAGGUACUCCAGGAAAUGAAGACGAAAGAGAAAAAGCCACUGCCUCCAGUCCCUGUACCAAACCUCAUAGGAAUAAAUGGUGGGGACCCAGAAGAUAAUGACAUAAGAAAGAAAAGGGAAAAAAUUAAAGAGAUGAUGAAACAUGCGUGGGAUAAUUACAGGAUAUACGGAUGGGGCCAUAAUGAGCUCAGACCUAUUGCCAGGAAAGGACACUCCACUAAUAUAUUUGGAAGUUCACAAAUGGGUGCUACAAUAGUAGAUGCUUUGGAUACCCUUUACAUCAUGGGCCUUCAUGAUGAAUUCCGAGAUGGGCAGAAAUGGAUUGAAGACAACCUUGACUUCAGUGUGAAUUCAGAGGUUUCCGUGUUUGAGGUCAACAUCCGGUUCAUCGGCGGCCUCCUCGCAGCCCAUUACCUGUCAGGAGAGGAGAUAUUCAAGAUCAAAGCCGUCCAGUUGGCUGAGAAACUCCUUCCUGCCUUUAACACACCUACUGGGAUCCCCUGGGCAAUGGUGAAUCUGAAAAGUGGUGUUGGGCGGAACUGGGGCUGGGCAUCGGCAGGCAGCAGCAUCCUGGCUGAGUUCGGGACCCUGCAUAUGGAGUUCGUGCACCUCAGCUACUUGACGGGGGACCCAGUGUACUACAAAAAGGUCAUGCACAUUCGAAAACUACUGCAGAAAAUGGAUCGUCCAAAUGGUCUUUAUCCAAAUUAUUUGAACCCAAGAACUGGUCGCUGGGGUCAGUAUCACACUUCAGUCGGUGGCCUGGGAGACAGUUUUUAUGAAUACUUACUGAAAGCCUGGUUGAUGUCAGAUAAAACAGACCAUGAGGCAAGAAAGAUGUAUGAUGAUGCUAUUGAGGCUAUAGAAAAACACCUUAUUAAGAAGUCCCGUGGAGGCCUCACCUUUAUUGGAGAAUGGAAGAAUGGGCACUUGGAAAAGAAGAUGGGGCAUUUGGCUUGCUUUGCUGGGGGCAUGUUUGCACUAGGAGCGGAUGGUUCCAAAACAGAUAAAGCUGGCCAUUACUUAGAGCUAGGCGCCGAAAUUGCACAUACAUGUCAUGAAUCCUAUGACAGAACUGCAUUAAAACUUGGUCCUGAAUCAUUCAAGUUUGAUGGUGCAGUGGAGGCUGUGGCGGUCCGGCAGGCUGAAAAGUAUUACAUCCUCCGCCCAGAAGUAAUUGAAACCUAUUGGUACCUGUGGCGAUUUACUCAUGACCCAAGAUACAGGCAGUGGGGCUGGGAAGCAGCACUGGCUAUUGAAAAGUAUUGCCGAGUCAGUAGCGGGUUUUCCGGGGUGAAGGAUGUGUACUCCUCUACCCCUACGCAUGACGAUGUUCAGCAGAGCUUCUUUCUUGCUGAAACACUGAAAUAUUUAUACCUGCUGUUCUCUGGUGAUGACCUUUUACCUUUAGACCACUGGGUGUUCAACACAGAGGCUCACCCUCUGCCCGUGUUACAUUUAGCCAACGCCACACUUUCAGGAAAUCCUGCUGUUCGAUGAAAGCGGCUCCAGAAAGACCAUUUUCUCCUGUGUUUUGUUUACAUGGACCACUACAGAAAUUAGUCUGGAGAGGGGCUUUGGAAGACUUGGACCUCUUGGUCAACUUUGCAGGGUGAAACGUGACUCUUCCCCAUGGAACUUUUCCGCUUGUAGAUACAUCACCUUUGAAAUGAUUCCAUUUUAUACCUGACCAAAACAUAAUCUGGUAUGUGUAAGACAGAGACUUGAUGUUCUUUGAUUCUUCAUGAGAUUGUCACAUGAAAAAUUAUGCCUGCUCCGACUACAUUAUUCUUAAAGCGCCCUGGAGCUGGAGGCCAGGCCGCCUGGGAGUGAGCCCAGCGGCGGGACAGAAGCUGCAGGUGGCCUUUCGCCCGAGGGUGUGUCCGUGUCCUCCCGUGGAGCAGCUUUCAAAUCGGCUUUCAGAUAUUCACGCGUUUGCUCCCUUUCUCUCCAUUUCUAAUAAUGGAAUGAACUGAAGUAAACGAGCAGAAGAGGGGACAGCCGCGCAGAGCAGGAAGUCCCGGCACAGGCAGGAGCAGCCCCUCCCCGCCGGCUCUCCAAGGCCCGGGUGACCAGCCUGGCGCCGCGGGCCGCCCCACCGCAUACCUGGGCAGAUUCCGUCUCUGGGGCAUGACCUGCCAGAGAAGACUCUUCCGGCCUCAUCUCCAUGGGGAGCCUCUGGAACCGCCGCAGAGCCGCCCCUCCGAGCAGGCCGAGCCAGGGGCUCUGCGCAUGUCCUUGGGUCGGCUGGGGAGCAUGACCGGAGGGGACACGGGCAGCCCACUGGCCUGGAGGCCUGUUCUGACACACAGGCCUGGGCUUGCUGCUAGGAGAUUAUUUUUCCAGAUCGGCAGAUCUACCGAGUAAAUUGUGUCCACUUUAACCGCGUUAUAAAUUAGUAGCGCCCCUCCGUGUACCACUUUAUUUAUGUGGCUUGGCAGAAUUCACUGUACUGUAUGCAACUCUCAAUUUACCUUGAUGAGCCAAAUUACUUUUAUAACAUUAAAUAAAAAAUAAAAUACAGUGAAACUUCCUUAAAUAUUCUAUCUGGAAUGGGGACAGGAGAUCCCUUAUUUAUUAUCAGAUGAGUGAGCUUUUCACAAAUAUUUUAUGUAGAAAAUAAAUUCAGCUAUUAUUUUCUCCAAGAAUAUUUAUAGAAAUCCAAAGAAUCACAAUGCUUCAAAAUAAUUUUUAGUGAUAAAAGAUUGGUAUAAUUGAGCAUAUUACACUAAAUUUGGGUCUAUCUGAAGGACUUUCUCACCAUCGGUAAAUUUUACAAUAUUAUUUUUAAAGAAACUGCUAUUUCUUUAUAUUUUGGUGGAAGACUUAAAUUUUAUCAAGAAUUCUAUUGUAAGAUAAAUAUCUAACACUGUAUACAUGUUCUGUCCCUUGAGUUUUUGUCUCAGUACAAGAUGUGUUUUUCUUCUUUACACUUAAUACAUGCAGCUUCCGUGGGCAAUAAAAGCUGGGAGUCGUUUAAUUAGCCUAGUGUUGACUCUGAAUUUGAAGAGUUCAUGAACCAGUAUGCCAGGAAGCCCACUUUGGAAUUCCAGUGGCUUAUUUACUAUUAUUUUGAUAGCUUUUAUUUUUAACCUUUUAUUAGCAUGUAGUAGGUUUAAAUCGGGGAAAGAUUUAAUAAAUUAAUAUAAUUAAAGAUUUUCUGAGGUGAGCAUCUCACACCGCCAGUGGCCAGACGCUGCUCAGGCACAGCAGUGACCCAGCCGCGGCCACCACCCUCGUGUUCAGGACGGGGGAGAGGACGUGCGGUCGGUUGGUCGGUCGCUUGAGUCUUCAGUAACAUUACAUGUUAGCACAUGUUUUGACACUGUAAUUAUCUUUUACUACUUGAAAAAAUAAAAAUUUUAAAUGUGAAGGGUAGAUGAUAGUAACUUUGGGAGGGAAAGGGACAGUAUUUGGCUCCCAAGAAAGCAUUGACGCGAGUCCUGAAAAGAGCACAAACCACUUACGCGUCGUCAUUCCACAGAGUGAAAAAUGCGUCGGCAAAGACUCCGCAGCCUCUGGCCGCCUGCGCCGACUGUCUCUCAGAAUAGACGCGUGUCCGCGCCCCCCAGAGAGCUUGUCAAGGGAAGGAAAGAUGGAACCGAGCCCCGGCACGGUCAUACUUUUCGGGGCGGGGGCCAGGAAGCCCACGGUGGGCCAGUCCGAUGCCCACGCAGGGCCUGAGGGGGGUCAAGAGGCUGCUCCACCCUCUCCCCUCCUAGUGAGCGUGAGGGGGCCUGCAGGUGGGCUGUGUAACAGUGCUUCCUCUGUUUUCCUUCUCUGAAUACCAAAGGCAAUUAAAGUCAGCUACAGUCGACUUAUCAGUGUCAUGUUUUAUUUUUGUUAGAAAUUUUCAUACAUACUUCCUCCAAGUCCAGUCCUUUCAUACUCUGUUUAGUUUCCAAGAGAGUUCUUUCUUCUGUCCUUCCUAGUCACUUGCAUUUUGUAGGCCAAUUCAGGUCAAAUACUUAGAGGCCGAGAAGUGCUCCUUUCUAGAUGCGUCCUCAAAGAACAGACACAUCGCUUUGUGCGUUUGGUGCAAAUUCGCAGAGCAGGUUGGUGGUGGUGCCUGGCAGGGGCAGCAGUGGAGAUGCAGGGCGCCUCUCUCGCAAACGUUUCUUUAUUUCAGCAGCACAGUUGAGUUCAAAGCAGAUUUUCCUUUUAUUUCACCAGUAUAAAGUUGGUAAAGCCAAGGAAAUGCGGCCCUAACCAAAAAGAAGUCUGCAGGAAAAUCAGUCCCCAGUCAGAGGAUUCUGCCUUUCUAGGUCACAGGUAUUUGCUGUUCUACGUCCCUGACACGGACUUGUCCUUGUCUUGGAGUAGAUGUUUAUAUUUUAUAUGUAAAAGUGAGACCUGGGUGUUGAAGGAACGUUCCUUUUGUGGCAUACUGACCCUGGUUCUCUCUGCUGUUAUCUAGGGUGACCUGGGACUUCACUGGGUACAUUUUAACCAAGCAGUUUAAGAUUUUGCUCCUCAGUGUGUUGUUUUCCACUCCAUUGCCAAAGUCUUUGUUGAUAAAAGAUGGUGCUUGCCGUCUUCAUUAUGCAGCCUCUCCCUCAGCCUGGACUUCUGCGCGUGAAUGUAUGAGCGAGUCAGAGGACGAGGGGACACACAGAGUGCCCGGCGUGCCAACCUCUGCUGGGCACUUGCCCGUUUUACGAUUCCACUGGCUUCUUUGGUAGACAAGUAGUCCAUACCAUUUUAAAUGUUUCCUAGUGUGAAUCAUGAUAUAAAAUCCUUCAUUUUAUAUUUCAUUUAAGUUAAAGAGGAAAAGAGAUGGUUUGUAAUAUAUUUUAAGCAAAGUGUUACUGUAUCAUACUAACAGCGAUCGUUGCUGUUGGUUACUAAAGUCUUGGAAACCCAUCAGGAAUACUUGAUGUGUCAUGCAAGUUUGACUAAAAUAUUUACUUCAGAAAUAAAGAGCAUUCUUUUUAUUGAAUCACUUUAAGUACUAAUUAGAAAUUAAUGACUUAACAGAAGUGCAGGUUAUUUUAUAUUCCAAAAACCUUGGCACCUAAUUCAUGGGAAAAGUUUGUGGUUGUAAGCUGGCUUUGCUCUGAUACGGGUCUUACUAAUGCCCCCUGCUGUAAGUAUAAAGACAAAUAGACUAAACUAUUUCGAAGUUCUGAGUAACAGUUUCUAGUUACAGUUUUUUGAGUUCUUAUUUUUCUUUAGGUUUUCUUACCUUCUAAUUGGCGAGCUUGUCUUACCUACUCUUUACAUAGAUCUAUCCAUAAAUUAUACACAGAAAUUUUAUUACCGUGUUAAUAAGUAAGGAAUAAUUGUUAACUGGUUUUGGCUGCACACAUUCUAAGCAGAAUAUUUGAGUCACCAAACAUGGUUUGGAGCUAUUUUAAUGCACUUAACCCUGGUUGAGUCAACAUUGGUGAAAGUGAUUUUCUGUUACUUCAGCUCUUUCAAAUCAUGGUGACGACAGACAUACGUGUCUGUGUUGGGUCAGCAAACUUCUGUAAGGGUCAGAUAAUAUUUUAGACUUUGUGAGCCAUACAGUCUCUGCUACUCAGUUCUGCUGUUGAAAAUGGAAACAAGCAUAGACCAAAUGUAAAUGAAGGAAUGUAGCUGUGUUCCAAUAAAAUAAAUUUAUGAAAUCAUGGCAAGCUGGAUUUGGCUCAUGAGUCAUGAUUGUCAUCGUUUGGUCUCAAGCUUAAUUUGCGUAAGACCCUGUGA